UUGUUCAGAGGUGGUAAUGGCGGUCCUCAGAACGGAGUAACUGCAGCGCCAAAGGAAGAGCCAAUUCCUAAGGACAGCACGGAACCUCAAAAUGAGCUCCACAAACCAUUGGAAACGAGUCAGCGUGAUAAGUCCACCGACGGGCCAGCCCAAGCUGGAAAUGACCUGGACCACCGCCAGAGAACAGAACCGGCUGAAAAAGAAGCCCCUCAACCUAUGACCGAACAGAAGACGCUUGAUAGUAGUCAACCUAGUGUCGCAGAACCAGCUGUAAUCAACUUGGUGUACAAGGAGACUCAACAGAAGCAAGAGGAACCCACCAAAUCGCCGCCGAAGUUGGAGGAACCCAGUGCAGAGCCAGCAGUGAUUAGCAUAGUGUAUAAGGACCCAUCUGAAAAAAGAGUAGAGACACAGAAAGAUGAAAUCAAAAUGGGAGUUCCCAAUGAGCAACCAUCAGCCGUCUCUGCACCUGCGGGUGCCACGAAGGACGGAUUGCUGAGCGCUGGAGCGGACGCCACGAAGGACGGAUUGCCGAGCGCUGGAGGUUUGAAAUUAGAGCCGAAAGCGGAAGCGGUUCCUAUACCAGUUGAAGUGUUCACUCCGUCGCGAAGUCCCUCAGCUGAGAGGAUUGUAGAAAAUGCCACUACAGCAGCUGCAGCUGCUGAUGAGCCAGUUCUAAUUGAUCACACUACACCAGAGAUUCUGGAGCAAGCUGCUGAGAAUCGUGUGCACUUCAAAGAGGAAGAGAAAAAGCCUGCGGAUGUGGCAAAUAGGAGCGGAGCGGAAGUGAGCGGCGCCUAUCAUUGUUCCCUUCGAUUUAUUGAUGCCUAUUACCCACGCUUUCGAAAGGCGAGGUUGUUUGGAUUCGCAGAAAACCUUAUCCUGUGUAUAACAAUUCUCUGUUACUUUACAACAGACCUGUUGGGAUCCAUCAAUCGCGAUGUUUUCCGGCCUGUUGUGCAAGGCAGGGAGGAUAAAGGAUCAUAG
Molecule: messenger RNA, 987 nt
Organism: Haemonchus placei
Lineage: Eukaryota; Metazoa; Nematoda; Chromadorea; Rhabditida; Trichostrongylidae
Source: the annotation of a GenBank genome assembly